Staurois parvus is the source of this 270-nucleotide messenger RNA. Lineage: Eukaryota; Metazoa; Chordata; Amphibia; Anura; Ranidae. The record is from the annotation of a GenBank genome assembly.
ACUGCGGACAUAGUACAGGAGAUGACCAGAGACUGCGGACAUAGUACAGGAGAUGACCAGAGACUGCGGACAUAUUACAGGAGAUGACCGGAGACUGCGGACAUAUUACAGGAGAUGACCGGAGACUGCGGACAUAUUACAGGAGAUGACCGGAGACUGCGGACAGUACUAAAGAAGCCGGCGCGGGAAGACUGGACAGAGGAACAGGUAAGGUCCUGCUGCAGUGCUGAUCGGCCGGCCCAAUAUUCUGACGCGGCGGUGGAAAUACCA